This is a messenger RNA of Octopus sinensis (East Asian common octopus), 694 nucleotides long. RefSeq names its product adrenodoxin-like protein 1, mitochondrial. The transcript has 6 exons. NCBI's taxonomy places the organism in Eukaryota, Metazoa, Mollusca, Cephalopoda, Octopoda, Octopodidae. Gene Ontology annotation, cellular component: mitochondrion. Gene Ontology annotation, biological process: positive regulation of oxidoreductase activity; P450-containing electron transport chain. Gene Ontology annotation, molecular function: 2 iron, 2 sulfur cluster binding. The record is from RefSeq and is a predicted model, not a curated record. The coding region runs from base 32 to 592 and encodes 186 amino acids.
CUCUAAUUGUUGCACCAAGUUGCGUAGAAAAAUGUUGAAGAUGGCGCAGACUCUACGAAGUUAUUCUCGAGUUUUGUGGUCGAAGUUAGCAUACAAACACGCGGUUGGAGCUGCUAAUUCAUUAACCACACGAUCAAAUAGAACUAUGUUACAUUCAUCUACUAGACAUUUCGUUGCACCGUCAGCUCAAUUGUUAUCUGGGGAAUAUGAAAUGACCGAUCCAAUAUGUGAGGAAGAAGUUGUCAAUGUUGUGUUUAUUGAUAAAGAUGGUGAAAAACAUCAUAUAAGAGGGAAAAUUGGUGAUAACAUUCUCUAUCUUGCUCACAGAUAUAACAUUCCCCUUGAAGGUGCCUGUGAAGCAUCGUUGGCAUGUUCAACUUGUCAUGUGUAUGUGAAUGAAGACUAUUUUGACAAACUAGAGGAACCGCUAGAAGAAGAAGACGACAUGUUAGAUAUGGCACCAUUUUUGAAAGAGAAUUCCAGACUUGGUUGUCAAAUUAUUUUGACUAAAGAAUUAGAAGGCCUUGAACUGACUCUACCUCCAGCUACACGAAACUUCUACGUUGAUGGCCAUGAACCUACGCCCCAUUGAUAAUAACUAUAUUGAUGGUUUAUAACUAAUGAAAAACUUAAUUUUUUUUACACAAUUGUAACGGCAGAUUUGUUUAUUUAUUUAUAAAUAUUUGUAAAUAUA